Messenger RNA from Anopheles stephensi (Asian malaria mosquito), 3047 nucleotides. Its product is annotated as general odorant-binding protein 45-like. The transcript has a single exon. Gene Ontology annotation, biological process: sensory perception of smell. The record is from RefSeq and is a predicted model, not a curated record. Bases 89 to 922 code for a protein of 277 amino acids. Gene Ontology annotation, molecular function: odorant binding. Lineage: Eukaryota; Metazoa; Arthropoda; Insecta; Diptera; Culicidae.
AGUUAUGAAACGUUUGGAAGUGGUUGCGCUUCGCACGCGGAGGUAGUUCGUUCCCGGGCUGGAAGAAAGCAACGAGCGUCGACCGAAGAUGGUGCGCCGUUGGGUCGUCGAAACGGCGUUGAUGCUGCUGCUUCUCACCGCUGGUGACCUCCGGUGUGACGCGAAGAGCAAUCUCAUACUGCAGUCCUUCGAUGAGCUGGUGCUGGAGUGUGCCGAGCUAAUGUCGAUCACUCCGUCCAAGUUGACCGCACUACGAUCGGGCGCGCUGGUGAAGGACAUGGAAACCAAGUGUUUGCUAAGGUGUGUUGGGGUGAGUGGGCGAUUCUGGAGUGAUUACACCGGACUGCGCAAGGACAUUCUUGCUCGCUACUUUCUGGCCGAUGCAGCCGACACGCAGAACGUUAACCGGACGCAGCUGUGUCUGAACGAGCUGCCCUCGGUGCAGUUAGACGCACAGCAUUGCUGCAACUUGGCGCUGGAAUCGUUCCUGUGCUUCUACUACAAUUACGGAAAUUUAAGGCAGGAUCGUAUUUUCGUUCCGCUGGAUCAUCUGCAGCUUCAACACGUGACUGCCCGCUGCAUGGACGUGCAUCACAUUACGCACGACCAUCUGAUGAGCCUGAGCGCGGAAGAAAUGGAUGCCAACGGCAGCGUCCACUGUCUGGUACGGUGCAUCGGCAUCAAGACGGGGGUGUACAGUGAUCGUGACGGUGUCAACAUGGAUCUGAUUUACGCACAGUACGGUGAAGGUUAUUGCGAGGCAGAGUUUAAGACAAACGCGUACGAGUGCAUUCGGCGACAGAGCGAGCAGACGUACGGGAACUCUUGCAAAAGGGCGUACCAUCUGCUGUACAAAUGCUUCGAGAACGUGCGCAACGUGAUCACGGAGUAUGAGUUACGGGACUCGGAGGAGGAGGAAUAGAUGCAGCAGUGGCGACCGGGAGCGCACAAUUACCAGUACAAACGGCUAAGCGUAGAGGGGUAGAGCCUGUGGGCAGGAUCGUAAUGGUGGUGGAGUAUUUAUUUAUAAUAGUGUUUUUAGUUGUGUUUGGUUAGCAAAUGCGAGCGAUUAGGUUGAAGCUGCUCGUUAGCUGCUAAGAAAGGUGGAUCAACAAAGUGUUUCCACAGAACGUCGACAAAACGAAUUAAAUUAUAAAAAUACUUAUUUAUCUAUGCGGAUUUUAUAAACCCUUUACACUAUCUUAGUCUUUCAAGUCUUUUAUUCAAAAUAAUUAACAAUUUAAAUAACGUUUAAUCAAUGCUCUAUCAAAUUCACAGAUAUUCAUCAGCCUCCCGGUCACUACAGCUGAAAUACGUUUUAAGGCGCCUAAAAACGUUUUACAGUUGGCAUGGCUGGGAGGCUUCUGUCUGCAUUGUAACCUGUCAACAAAAUCUCAACAAAUGUCAACCUCACUUCUGAAGAGCUUCAACAUUACUGGAAAAAUAUGUUCAACACCCAUUUCAUUCUUCUUUGGCCUUUCAGUCUUUAAAAGUGUUCGGCCUGCCAUUUCUGGCUUUCUGUGACUUGUUUUUAUAAGUAGCUGAAGAGUAACAUCUCAGUGUACGGGGGAGCGGUCUGGAUGGGAUUUGAACUCCGGUCGUGUCGUGUCCAAGGCCACUAUCGCUACGGCGCUUGGUUGCCUAGACAGCAAUAAAACACUAACUCACUCGUAUUGAGCAAAGUGACAUUAUCAGGAGUUAGUCACUCGUCGGUUCAGCGAGUGAGAGACAUCAAAACUUCUUCUGCUGAGUUGAAACCAUAAACCAGGUUUCCAGGAUUAAACUCUCCCUCUCACUCAUACUCAUCUUCUUCUUUUUCCUUGGCACUUUAACGUCGAGAGGGUUGGGCCUGCCAUUUCUGGCUUUCUGUGACUUUAAUUUACCUGUAGUAAAAUAGUCUGUCCUACGUAAGGGGAGGCGGUCUGGAUGGGAUUUGAGCCCCGGUCCUGUCGUGUGAAGACCGACGCUGUAAUCGCCACUGCCACGCCGCGGACCGCCCCACACAACUGAGUUAAUUUAGAAAAAAUCCAGGCAGUUUAAGUUCGUUAGAAGUUCUUCCUAAAUGGGUUUAGUUUAAAGUAUCAAGUUAUAAAUUGACCUCUAAACUAGUUACAACAAACAACACUAUUUUGUUAAGCUUUCGAAAGCUUCGUUAACAAUAUAAUUCCCGUCCUCCUGUGUCAUUGAUUACAAAAUACUAGGUUCUGUUCGAAAUCUCGCAAAAACUACAUCCACAAUCUAUAUAUCCGCCCUGCAGUUCACUCAUGCUCAAGCUCAGCACUAAUCAACAGCAGCCAAACCCGGUACGUGCUCCGGAUGGAAGCUCGGCAAACGCCACCAGUUUCGCAUCGCAAUUGGUCAUUUAGCUUCCGUGACUUUGUUUAUCAGAUUUGCAGCAGUAUUUAUUUUUCGUGAGUUUAAAUCAAGUAUGCAAAUACGGCAUCGGACAUCGAUCGUUCCUGCCCUAUCGCGAGCGGGGGCCCAACUGUGCCCUGCGUUCGUAGUGCAAAUCGAAAAAGGUCGCUAUAAACCAUCGUGCCGCCGUGUACCACCCGAUCGAAUCAGUAAGAAGAUGGAAUGGAACAGAAACAAAAUGAAGAAAAAAAAAACUACCAACGAACCUCUCGGUGUCAGUCUAUUUGCUUGGAGCAUAAUUGAUUGAGAACGUUCGACCGGCGAGAGAAGCUGCCUUUCGUGUACUUACCUUAUUUGAAAUUGGUUUCGAUUGAUGUUCGCCCAUCCCCUGUGAGGUUCAGACGUCUCCCCGCCCCAUACUUCACCCUCGGGAUAGGGGGGCAGGGAGGGGCUGGCUGGGUAGGUGAGCCCUCCCCCCUCCCCGGUCGGUAUAUCUCUCUGGCGGGACCUGAAGCGACAUUUAAGCGAACCGACGGCAAUCGAUAGUGACAAUCGACUUCCAUUCUGACACUGCCGGAGCUGCAGCUCGGAAUCGGGCUUGAGAUCCCCUUCGGUUCUCGCCCACGGUUGCGCUCACACGCACACAGCUACAUGUACAAAUGCCCGUGAGGCAUGGGCGAAGAAGAUUGGCA